GAGUAAUUACUGUGUUUUUUAUUUUCCAGGACAGCACUAGAAUCAGGCAAAAGGACAAAAAAAAUUAGCCCAAAAAAGUCUUGAAAUGCUAUCUUGAUAUUUUUGGUUUCAAAUCCCAGAAGUUCUAUUUUUCGGAAAAAAAAAAAAAGAAAGAAAGAAAAAAGAGCACACCCUUUAGUUUUAUUUUUCUUGAAUAUUAAAUUCGAGUUAAUUUUGAACAAAAAUGGUAUGCAGAGCUGUGCAUUUUUGGAAUUUGAGAGAUUUAGUGGGCUCUUUUCUUGAUCUUGCUAUAGCUUACUUCUUACUGUGUGCAGCAACUAUUGCUUAUUUGGCAACAAAAAUUAUGAGGUUUUUUGGAUUAUCCUUACCAUGCCCUUGUAAUGGGCUGUUUUUCACCACCACCAACAAAAAUCACUGCUUGAAAAGGGUUUUAGUUGAUUACCCUACCGAAUCAAUUUCCAGUAUUCAACUCUCUGUUAAGCGAAAAUUCCCUUUCCAUGAGUACUCAUGGAGUAAGAAUAAUUGUACUAGCAAUGUUAAUGAUAAUGCUUUGAAUAGUUCAGUAUCAGGUGCUAGGAGGUUAGGGAAUGUAGUUAGGAGGGACUUGAAUGCAAGGAGUGAAAAGUAUGAUGUGAAGGGAAGGGGGGUUCUGAGUUAUAGGCCAAGAAGUGGAAUGUACCAGAGUCGAAAAGGGGGUAUUGUCCGUGGAAAUUAUUCACCGGUUUCUUUGUAUGAUACUUCUCUGUAUGGAGGAGUUCAGGGUGGUUUUCUGCAGUCUCCUGGCAUUAGAAGGGGAGGGAAUGAAAUUAUUGGAUGUAGCUCGGUUCCGACUGAUAGCUCACUAGAUACUCUUCACUUUGAAUAUAAUGAGAAGGCUCUGGCAAUGACGGGAGUAUGGCAAAAUGCUCUUGACGAUGUUGAAAUGAAUAGAUUAUCUGACGAGGAUAUGUUCAUGAAGAAAAGACUAUCAUCUAUUGAAGGGGAGCUACUUGGUAAGGCAAGGGGGGAUCUUGGUUUCAGUGUUGAUGAGAAAAUUUCAAUUGAACUUUUGGAAGAAGUUGUUAAAGAAGAGCAUGCUGCGCGUGCUGCUCUUUACCUUGAGCUUGAAAAGGAGAGAAGUGCUGCUGCCACUGCUGCAGAUGAGGCUAUGGCUAUGAUUCUUCGACUGCAGGAGGAGAAGGCUUCCUUAGAAAUGGAAGCUAGGAAAAAUCAGAGAAUUAUAGAAGAAAAUGCUGCUUAUGAUGCUGAAGAAAUAAGCAUUUUAAAAGAAAUACUGGUGAGAAGAGAGAGGGAGAAGCACUUUCUGGAAAAUGAAGUUGAGGCAUAUAGGCAGCUGAUUUGUCCUGAAAAUGAGCAGUUAGCUGGUGAUAGAGGGGAUAAAAUUCAGUAGAAGACAAAUUUUCCAUUUUUCACUUGAUCUAGAUGACCUUGUUCUCAUAUUACACCAACGUACCUCUACUGACACGAAUGUAAUGUUAGAGGAUAGAUGUCCGGAUGAGGUUGAAUCUGUCGAUGAUCAGAACUUGUGCACUUGAUUUUGGGAUGAAAAUUUCCAAUUCAAUGCUGAGAUGAAAAUUUCCAAUUCAGGUGCUAUAGAAUUGUCAGUAUGCAAUAUAGUGAUGGCAAUCUUGAGCUACAGUAAAAGGAGAUGAUAUCUAUAGAUAAUAACUUAUACGCGCUGCCAUGAUACCCACACGAACUAAACUUUACUGAGAAAAUCUGGAAAGUGACGACAUCUACCUAGGACAGAAAUUUGCGGCAAGGGAUAUUUUUAACUAGUAAUAUAACAGUCAGGCAGGCUAUGUAUAUUAUGCACCUAGUUCAAAGCUGCAUGAAAAAUAUGCACAUCAUGAACUCAAUGAUUCGUGUAAUCUUGUUUUAGAAAAAAAGACUUGUGUUUAUGGAGCUCAUGCGAUGUCUAACGAUCUAAUGUAAGAAAAAGUGAACAGCUUUCAGUCAUUGAUAGAUUAAUGAGAGAAAUUCUGUUUCAUGUUGGAAUUUA
Molecule: messenger RNA, 2002 nt
Organism: Olea europaea var. sylvestris
Lineage: Eukaryota; Viridiplantae; Streptophyta; Magnoliopsida; Lamiales; Oleaceae
Exons: 2
Coding region: 224-1390 (388 amino acids)
Source: RefSeq, a predicted model, not a curated record